Messenger RNA from Phytophthora nicotianae INRA-310, 3511 nucleotides. RefSeq lists its product as hypothetical. The coding region runs from base 1073 to 3511 and encodes 812 amino acids. The record is from RefSeq and is a predicted model, not a curated record. The transcript is spliced from 5 exons. NCBI's taxonomy places the organism in Eukaryota, Oomycota, Peronosporomycetes, Peronosporales, Peronosporaceae.
GCUUCGAGUCGGAGUUCGACUGAGCACUUGAAGCAGUCAUCGCGCGACACGCAAGGGAAUAGCUUCAACAUGACGGUCUCUCACAGACAAAUAAGCCUGACAGGCUUGCCGCUUUUGGCAGAAUGACAGUCGGGUUCAAGCGGCACUCUCACAACGGAGUAUGUGGCGCGAGCGUACUGAAAUGGCCUCACAUCCACACGUUGAGUCGCGCUGCAAGGAUACACAAUACCCCCUCUGAUUCGCGAGUGCAAGCAGCUAAGUACUUAUUCCUCGAGGUGAUCGUGAGUAUCCUAUGGGACCUCGGGGUCUGAUCGUCGCGACCAACCUUGUCAUGAUCAUGAAGGACUACUACUACAGCCAGUUCUGGAUUGUUGUUGAGCACAAGCCAUUCAUCAAAGGGCUUCGUUAUUGUCGUCGCCGGGUAUCGCGAUAGAGUGACGGGACUCGCCAGGUAUUCGUUUUUGAAGACUCGUCAAAGCAGUGCAGUAACUCGAAUUACCAGCACGUUGCAAAUAGAUGCAACUUCAAAACAAACCAAAGAGUGAGAAUUUAAUUGUAAGUCCAACCCAUGCUUCCCAGAUCCAUGUUAAUGGUAACGCCGAUUUUUGUGCGUCUUGAGGUCCCAGGCGCGUAUUCAGCAUUGGUGCUCCAUAGAAUCAGCUUUUCUGCUGAUCACAAAGUUAAGCAGAUAGAUCUUCUCGUCACCUCCCAUUUUUUUUACUGACAUCAGUUUGAUGUUAAUUCAUUUGGCAGUGAUGCAGAGAAUAUUGAACCGGGAAGUUGGGUCCAACAAUAUUUCUCCCGUUUUGGCUUUGUGGAAUGAAUGCAUUUGCUUAAAGUUUGGUAAGUUUAGACAACCCACAUUGUCUCUAUUGACGAGCCCAUUGAAUUCAGCAUCCCCUCCAUUGUAUUCCAUACGCGAGGGAACAAGUAGAAGCAAGGAUGACACUAAUCGAGCAACACGAGACCAUUUUACCACUAAACGACGAUCUCCGAGAAACUGCACACAACUUCGAGAUGUUAUUUUGGUUCCGGCAGCGUAAUCUCCUCCCAACAAGGAGAGUUGCGACCGAUGUCUGAUCAAGACCGCAAGCUCUGGUUGGAUAAAGCAACUCCAACAGCGCAAAAGCUGUCGUAUGCAGGCACGCAUCACCACUACGAAGAACGGAACCCGUCGAUAUUUUCAAAGAUAUUCCAUUCUCCGAAGGUGGCCCCAAGUCCGCAUCUAGAUCUGGUUCCAGCCCUCGUCUCAACACAGGCUACCCCACAACGUGUAGUGCCAUGGCGAAAUCAGAGAAACGACAAGGAACGGCGGAAAUCUACUGAGACUGUUCAAAUACCGGCAGGCCUCACUGUCCGACAAACGUUCGGUGCUCUUGGAAUUCCGCUGUUAGUCGUCGUAGUCGUAUGCAUCUUGUGGACAUCUUUGCUCAUCUUUAUCACUGUGGCACCGAAUGAAGCUGCCAACUUAAUCAUGAACACCGGCGACUAUGAUAAUGGAAGUUUCUGGCUUAUUGUGGAGCAUCCUCCUACUUUAAAGUGGAUCAGCGUUGCGGGGCUUGUUCUGGUAAAUGCGUGUUACAUCAUCGUGCUCGUCAGAAUACUGCGAUAUCAUCACACGGCUGUGGGAAUAUGUCAACCAAGUUGGAAUUCGGCUGUCGCAGCCGCAUGGGACUCCUUAUCAUCAUGCUGGCUACUGCGGUGCACUCCUGCUGUAAAAAGCAAAUUGCAAAAUAUUUAUCGUAUCUACACCGAACUGACAGGAUUCAAUGCAAUCAACCGUAAAUUAUUCAAUAUAUUUCAGAAGGCUUGUGACUUGGUCGUGCAAGGUCUCGCACUACGCCGUUUACUCAACCAAGGACUCCCCAUUGUGUUCGGGUACGGGUAUGCUUCGUUUAUCGCAUUGAAUGGGUUAUCUGUGGCAGUGAACAUUAUGCUGGAUAAACAUACCGCUUUUACUGAAGUUCUCAUAGAUUCCGUGUUCGACCUCACAGCAGCCGUUGUGUACCCCAUUGCAGUCCUGGGUUACUGCUACCACAACUUCAGCUUUGACCGCGAUGUGUAUUUGGUUAAUGCAGAAAUUCUCCCCGAUGGUAACUUCGAGCGGUAUGCACGAAUGCAGGCAGAUCCAGCUGAAGUCGCUCUGUUCCUCGUCAACUUCAAUUCGCUACGGAUUAGUGGAGUGCUGGACUUCAUACUGAGCGUCGGACUGAAUCUCUCGUUUUGCUACCGUUUAGUUCGAGUGAUAGCAGUGAUUAUCUCGCAAAGGUGCCAACUUCGAAGCACCCGACCCGUGUCUCCCCAAAAACUUACAGAAGUUACCAAGCGACAAAAAUCAGUGCCGCGUUUGGUUGCAUUAGCUUUCAUCGCUGCCAGCAUCUGCGCAAUUGUCUUGACUCACACAGCAAUUACGAGCUCCCGCGCUGCCUGCGAAACUUAUCCAGAAUGUGUGGCGUAUGCCCACAUUUGGGACACAGGGAACCAAUGCCCUUGCAUCGUAAUAAUCGACGGCGAUCGCGCCCCACGAACCGCUCAGGAAUGGAACUUCCCUGAGGACAUGACGGACACAGUUCGUGUACUAGCAGAAGCAGGUCGUUUACACACAUUGCAACUGAUCAACCGCCAGUUGCGACGCUGGCCGGACGAGUUGCGUCGCUGCAAGGACAUGAAAACGAUCUCCCUGAUCUACACCAGUAUCGAGGAAAUUCCAAGUUGGGCUAAAGAAUUCAAGCAGCUUCAGCAUCUGCACCUAGAAGGCAAAUUCGGCAGUCGGAAUCUCGUAACUCUCCCCUCAGACAUUUUCAGCGAUCUACCAGAGUUCACCUUCCUGCAUCUCGGCAACCACCACAGCCUCGUCGCACUCCCAGCUUUUGACGGCACUCCAAAUUUACGCAGCAUGGUAUUGGCAGUGCUGUUGUCCCUCACUGAACUCCCGUCUUUCGACAACCUCCCCAACUUGGAAACCAUGGCUCUCGCACAUAUCCAACAAGUACCAGCCGUGCCCGACAUGUCUCCACUCAUCAGUCUAUCUCGCCUAGCAAUUUUCCGUCCAAAUCACAUGUGCUGCAAUGGAUUCAUGGGAAUUUGUGACCUCACCGACACGUUUUGCGUGCCGGAUCUGGCGUACAAUGUCCCUGGCGCCUCUUGUCUCGACUCGGACGACCACCGACACGCUACAACUGCAACUAAAGCGCUACUUGCAAGAUUCUCCGUUGCAGUCUGCCAAAAAUCGAUAAUUCCAUUCUCUCUCGAACGCUUAUCCGAUUUUCCAGCCCCCGACCGGAUCGCUGCGUGCGACGGAGUCAUGUACCGUCAGUGCGAUAUACCGGGAGUAACCUCCGUCAAUGGGACUGUCGGGAUGUGCUACAGCAGUCGCAUGCAAGUUGUGGCUUGCAACGUCGAUCAGCUUUUCAUCAAAGUCCGGCAAGUGGAGAUCGAACGGGGCGUCGGUCCUCCUUGUGAUCCCGAGGUGGAGGCUUGGCUCGGCUGUAAAAAGGCAACUUAUAGUUGA